AGCUUAACAAACACUUGAGCCAAGGAAAUGAAGAUGUCUGGAGAAAGAAAGAGGAGAAUCGGCAUUGUAGGUUUUGGUCGCAUAGGUAGGUAUUUGGUGCAGCGGAUAGAAGAAGAAGGUUACAAGCAUGACCUGGAACUGGCCUUUGUCUGGAACAGGAGUGCGGAGGGUUUGCAGGGGAGGGUCCCCGGUCAUCUACAGCUGCUAGAUCUCCUUGACUUUGAUGAAUGCAAAGCGGAUCUGAUCAUCGAAGUGGCCGAUCCGUGCAUAACAAGAGACUUCGGAGAAAGAUUUCUUCGGGCCGCAGACUUCCUGGUUGGUUCUCCCACUGCUCUCGCUGACCAAACUACAGAAAGCAAACUGAGAGAGAUGGCCGGGCGUUCGGGGCACACACUAUACGUUCCCAGCGGGGCCUUCUGGGGAGGAGAAGAUAUCCAGAGAAUGGCGGAAAGGGGCACCCUACAGGGUCUUAAAAUCACCAUGGCAAAGCACCCCAAAAGCUUUAGGCUUGUAGGCGAGUUGGUAGAGAAGAAUAAUCAAGUGGUAAAUGAGCGAACCAUUCUCUUUGAGGGCCCGGUGCGUAGCCUGUGUGCUCUCGCACCCAACAAUGUCAACACGAUGGCCGCAGCUUGCGUGGCCGCUCAUACACUUGGCUUUGACAACGUGGUUGGAGUCUUGGUGGCAGAUCCAAGCAUCCCAGACUGGCACCACGUGGAGAUCGAAGUGACGGGACCUACAAAUGAGAAAAGUGGACAAACGUUUGCUGUUAAAACAAGUAGAUGGAACCCAGCAGAACCCAGCAGCGUCACCGGAAGCGCCACUUUCCUUUCCUUCUGGAGCAGCUUACUCGUUUGCAAAGGUCACGGAGGGCGAGUUUAUCUAUGUUAACAUAAUAUUUUCCAAAAAUUAAAUAUCAAUUUAAACAAAUGAAAAGAACAA
Spea bombifrons (plains spadefoot toad) is the source of this 939-nucleotide messenger RNA. It is a transcript of the gene ASPDH, whose product is annotated as aspartate dehydrogenase domain containing. Gene Ontology annotation, molecular function: L-aspartate dehydrogenase [NAD(P)+] activity; NADP binding. The coding region runs from base 28 to 888 and encodes 286 amino acids. Lineage: Eukaryota; Metazoa; Chordata; Amphibia; Anura; Pelobatidae. The transcript is spliced from 7 exons. The record is from RefSeq and is a predicted model, not a curated record. Gene Ontology annotation, biological process: NAD+ biosynthetic process.